Molecule: messenger RNA, 1427 nt
Organism: Kockovaella imperatae
Lineage: Eukaryota; Fungi; Basidiomycota; Tremellomycetes; Tremellales; Cuniculitremaceae
Exons: 2
Coding region: 15-1091 (358 amino acids)
Source: RefSeq, a predicted model, not a curated record
CUCUCAUUCACAAAAUGGACUCGUCGCUAGACACCACGCUGAACCGAUCAUGGGUACAUGUCGCCUAUGAUGAUGAAAGCCUGCUCGAAACAGAUGCAGGGCCCAACAGAGAGCCCACACCAUCGAUCUCACCGCUCGCAUAUGCUCCGGUCAACAAGCCCCUCCCAUCUCUUCCGAGCGAAACUCGCCAAGAUGCUGCAAUCGGUGCUUCGGACAGAGCACCAAUCACCUCAGACAGUGUCGAUGGCUUUGACGCCUCUGCGAUCUUGCCAGUAAUGGUGUCCGGAAUCGAAGAUACACCGCUACCGAUGCACGAGCUCCCCACUUUCAUUCGUCCUUCAUCGACUACCAGUCUUAUGACUCCCAGUGGCCCCAUCACUCCUCCACGCCGCACACAUAUUACCCAUGAUGCAAACAGCACUCCUGACACAGCUCCGCGCCUCAUCGUCGACUUCACGUCCACUCCGCUAGGCGCCAGCAUCAAGCGCGAGCUUGACGCUCGAGGCUUAGGCCAAAAUACGGCUGACAAUGAUAUACAGAGAAGGUCGGCCGCCCUUCGCCCGUAUUUGCUCGGACGGGCUGGGGCUCAAAUCCGCCCAGCAUCUCUCUCGGGGGCCCCACGAAGAUUCAAGCCUAUCGUACGAUAUAUCAGGAAUGUUAGGGUCAUGUCCUCUCCUGCAAUUCUCGGAACGAUCGAGGGACAAGGGGAUCAGAAUCGAUCGGCAAAUAUUGGAACUGAGUACACAUCGCAAGCCACCCAUGGAGACUCCGACAUUGCCGAAGAACACAGAAACACCACUGAAAGCCGCAUCGCGCCUCGAAACGGCUUAUUGGCCCCCUCUGCUCCAUCCUCGGAAGAUGCCACCUCACAUUCUGUCAUCGGUGGAGAGCUCACAGUUGAACGACCGUCCACGCCCGAGGUCGGACCAUCCAUCGUCAUCACAUAUCCCACUCCUGGUCCUGAACCCGAAUGCGAUGUUGAGCUCGCUGUAGAACCUAGGCCAGCUCACAACCGCCGGAGACGACGAGUGACCCCCAACUGGUUGGUCGACACUGAGCUUUCAGGAGCGGCCCGCAAUCCCCUUGGCUGAAUCAUCCUGGCCGAGAUGGACAUCUCGCCUCGUCAAUGUGCAUAUCGCCCACAUACCAAGCUGUGCAAAAUCUGCGGCACUCUGUUGAAUCUCUCCGCCAUACAUGUGGAUUAUUCUUCACUCGGUCAUUGACAUACGCCGAUCCCCUCGUUAAGACCACGAGACAGAAAUGCGGACGUUUCACGUUUGACCGUGGACCGUAGCGUGGGGAGGCGGGUCCGGCUGUACGGUACAUAGAGCUUCUUACGUUUGAUCUUAUCGACUGAGCAGCCUUUGCAAUAUCGCUGGAUCGACUCGCAAAGUACUGGAAUUAGAUAACAUCGCUUUUGAAUGCAU